Messenger RNA from Cladophialophora yegresii CBS 114405, 1050 nucleotides. RefSeq names its product 2-dehydropantoate 2-reductase. The transcript has a single exon. Gene Ontology annotation, biological process: pantothenate biosynthetic process. The record is from RefSeq and is a predicted model, not a curated record. NCBI's taxonomy places the organism in Eukaryota, Fungi, Ascomycota, Eurotiomycetes, Chaetothyriales, Herpotrichiellaceae. Gene Ontology annotation, cellular component: cytoplasm. Bases 1 to 1050 code for a protein of 349 amino acids. Gene Ontology annotation, molecular function: 2-dehydropantoate 2-reductase activity.
AUGACCUCCCCUCUACCCCGUAUCCUCGUCUUCGGCACCGGUAGCGUCGGCGCCGUCUACGCCUGGAUCCUCUCCCGAGCCGUCACGCCUUCCAACAUCUACUGCAUCUGCCGCUCAAAUUACACCGUGGCCUCCACCACGGGCUUCACCAUCAACAGCACAAUCUUCGGGCAAAACCUCAACCUGAAACCCAACGUCGCGCGCACCGUCGAGGAAGCCGUCUCCCUCCUACCCUCAGGCGACCAGUUCGACUACGUCGUCGUCACAGCAAAAGCCAUCCCCAGCACGCCGAGCAUAGCAGAGCAACUGAGGCCCGCGGUCGGCCCUAACACCAUCAUCGCCGUGAUCCAGAACGGCAUCGCAGUCGAAGAACCCUACGCGCAACUCUAUCCAACCAACCCGUUAUUGUCCUGCGUAGUCUACCUCCCGGCCACGCAAAUCUCCCCCGGCGUCAUCGUCCACAAAGAAAUCGAUCUCCUCCACAUAGGAACGUACCCUUCCAACUCUGCCACGUGUCAUCCCGUAGCCGAAUCGUUCUCCGCGCUCCUGACCCAGGGCGGCGGCCGCACCAAAGUCCACAGCGACGUCCAAGCCGCACGCUUCAGCAAACUGCUCAUCAACGCCGCGUGGAAUCCCGUCUGCGCGCUCUCCCUGUCCAGGGAUGGCGAGUUCCUGCACGCCUCGCCGCCCGAGAUCUCCCUCAACCUCAUCAAAUCGCUCAUGCUCGAGAUCGCGCACAUCGCCCAGGCGUGCGGCUACGAUGGUAUCAAUGCCGAGACGGUCGAGUAUCAGAUCAACCGCGCAAAGGUGCGCGAGUUGCCCGGUGUCGAGCCGAGCAUGAUGGCAGAUGCCAAGGUUCACGCGAGAAUGGAGGUCGAUGCUAUUGUGGGCAACGCGGUCAGAUUGGCGGAGAGCAAGGGCGUGGAAACGCCGCUCCUACGAGGCAUCUAUGCGCUUGUCAAGGCUUUGGAUCUGAGUUUCGCGAGGGAGCGAGAGGCCAAGUUGAGGGUGUUGGAAGACGUAGGCUUGGAUGGGGAGAGCAAGACGUGA